Molecule: messenger RNA, 1044 nt
Organism: Moneuplotes crassus
Lineage: Eukaryota; Ciliophora; Spirotrichea; Euplotida; Euplotidae
Source: the annotation of a GenBank genome assembly
AUGGCUUCGUUAUGAUGAAAUAAACUUGGAAAAGGAUCCUUAGGUCAAGUCAUCCUUGUCAAGCAGAAGACAACAGGUGUAAAAUAUGCUAUGAAGGCAAUCAGAAAACCAUUAGCAAUAGACGAUGAUAUGAGAGACCAAAUAAUUGAUAAAAGGCACCUUCUACUUCGCCUAAACCAUCCCUUUAUAGCAUCGCUGCAAUUCUCUUUCCAAUCAAAAGCAAACCUUUUCUUUGUGUUUGAUUAUUUGGAAGGAGGCACUCUAAAAAGUCUGAUACAAAAAGAGGGCAAACUUUCAGAAGAACGAGCAAAAUUUAUCUUAGCAGAGUUAAUACUAGGAUUAGAGUAUCUACAUCAAAAUGAUGUAGUAUGUGCUGAUCUUACCUCUCAAAAUAUCCUUUUUGAUAGUAACAAAAAUAUCAAAUUGACUGAUUUUAGUUCUACGAGACUUCUUUUUAAGCAGGAUGAGUCGGACUACAUCACCAGUUCUAUCCAAUACAUGGCUCCUGAGUCUGUUAAGGAUGACAAUCCUACCUACUGAUCAGACUGGUGGACUCUUGGAAUAAUAUUUUAUGAAAUGAUUUUUGGCGACCUUCCUUACUCUUCUUCUGAAUUAUCAGCUGUACUAAAGCAGAUUACAAAUGAUGAAAUAGUUAUCCCUAGCAGCUCAUGUAGCGAUGAGGCAAGAGAUUUAAUGGGAAAGUUACUCCAAAAAGAUCCACAAGAACGUCUUGGGAACGUUGACUCAAGUUACAUAAUGGGACAUUCAUUUUUCAAGGAUGUAAAUUGGUACAAAGUAAUGAAGCGGCAGACUAAAACUGACUAUCUAUCUCCUCCAUCAGAGGGCUCGGAUAUCUACAAGUCAACAGGGCCUUCUAAUCCUGAGACAAUUCUUAUAUCAGAAGAAGUGAAGUAUUCUCAAGCUUCCAAAUUUCAAAACCUGAAGCUCACAGUGGAAGGCUUUAGUUAUGAUGGGGAUAGUGCACUUGCUUGAAGCGAUUGAUCAAGCAGUCCUAAAAAGUCCUCUCUAGCAAGCGAAAAUUAG